This is a messenger RNA of Ostrea edulis (European flat oyster), 1424 nucleotides long. Its product is annotated as PDZ domain-containing protein 11-like. The record is from RefSeq and is a predicted model, not a curated record. Gene Ontology annotation, cellular component: basolateral plasma membrane; synapse; cell-cell junction. Gene Ontology annotation, molecular function: protein binding. The transcript has 7 exons. Gene Ontology annotation, biological process: neurotransmitter secretion; protein localization to basolateral plasma membrane; maintenance of epithelial cell apical/basal polarity. The coding region runs from base 83 to 532 and encodes 149 amino acids. NCBI's taxonomy places the organism in Eukaryota, Metazoa, Mollusca, Bivalvia, Ostreida, Ostreidae.
UACGUCUACUAAACGCUUUCUUUGUAAGUGAAUGCAGUCUUAUUAUACAAGAGAGGGAUAAACAUUGAUGUGAAAAUUGAAAAUGAACCACAGAGUUGACAGACAGCUGAUUCGGGCGAGAUUGCCUCCUUACGAACCCCCUCCACCUUGGAUUCCACCACAAGAGAGAGUUCACCAUCCGGACUACAAUAAUGACAUCAGAAAAUUCCUACCACGAGAACUGCUUCUACAGAGGAUGAGAGCUUCAGAACAACUAGGAUUCAACAUUCGGGGUGGCCAGGAACAUCAUUGUGGAAUUUUUGUGUCAAAGGUCAUGCCCAACAGCGAAGCAGACAAUCUCGGACUCUGUGAAGGUGACCAGAUUUUAACAGUCAACAACAGAGAUUUUAUGUAUAUAGAUCAUGCAGAGGCUGUCAAAGUUUUGAAGAUGAACACGACCAUACAGAUGACGGUCCGGUUCUUCCCGUACGGCUAUGAGAGAACAUAUGAUAAGUGCAAGUUUCUGGCAUCCAAUCAGCAGACAGAAAGGUAGCAGGCCGUAUCACAUGAUUGUAUCAUCCAAUCAACAGACAGCUAGAAAAAUCUGUGUCAUGUGACUUUAUCAACCAAUCAGCAGAUAGUUAGAUUGUGUCAUGUGAUUGUAUCAUCCAAUCAGCAGAGAGGUAGCAGACUGUGUUACAUAGACAGAGGAUUAAGGCUUUGUCAUGUGACUGCACUAUCCAAUCAAACCUCAUUAACAAUUUCGAUUGCAGCAGACCUAAAUGUUCAUAUUCUUGAAGAUUCAGUCUUUCCCUUAUUGUCCAUUUCACGAAAUAAUUUUCUAAAGUAAACUACAAAAUCAUUGUUUUUUUUUUUAAAAAAAUGUACAUAAAUAGUAGUGUAGUAUCAUCAGAAAAUGUAUAUUUAUACAUAUUAUAAACUAAUAAUACAUGUAGUAUAUUUUUAUUAGAAUGCAUUUAUAAAUUAAUGCAUUAAUUAAUAGCAUGUACAAUGGGUUUAGCAUACUAUUUCAUUUUUCAUUUAUAAGCCCUUUUCAUUAUUGUAUUGCAUUACUUUUUUCAAGUAAAAUGUUUAAUAAAAAGUAAUUAUAUAUCAACAAUAUGUAAACUCUCAAACUAGCGUCCUAUUACCAAGAAAUACCCCCCCCCCCCAAAAAAAAUGUGUAUUAAGAUUGAAAUUGGCCAUCAUGAAUUAUAUUUUUCUUGGUCCCAUCGAGUUCAAGAUAAUGAGGUUUGACUGUAUUUAAACUAAUGGAAGGCAUAUAUAAAUACAUUUUUAAAUAUUUGAUACUGAGAUGUUAUCCUGUUAGAUAGUUAAUUUUAGGCAUGUAAUUUUCACUUAUUAACUGUAUCAUAGAAGUGUAUAGUUAUAUAUGAUCAUUAAAUCAACAUUUUUAUUUUUGCUAUAAAGUGUACAGUACAGUU